CUCAUUUUCUUCCUGUCAUUCUCUCUCAAUCUUUGAUGAUUGUCCCACCGCGCUGAGCCUCAAGUCUCAUCCACCACGACCUUUUCUGUUUCUUUUCAUAUAUAAACUUACCAGCGGAACACGCUUCCUCUUGGAUUUUUCAUUGAGAUAUAACGGCCACCUCACUUUUUUUGCAUACUGGGUUUUUAUACUUUGAACUUACUCUCAUAGGUUGACCAUGGCCGUACCGGCUGCUUUGAUCCCACCGAACACGCUGGUUCAGCCGUCUCCGAUCGCAACUUCAGCUCCAACCUCUUCGCCCUCGGCAACUUCUUCACCGUCUCCAUCUGUGGCCCCAACUGCACAGAGUCUUUUCCGAUCGGAGCUGAUGACCACCGGCAGUCCCGGCAUCCCGACCGCCGCCACGCUUCCCAGCAAACCCGUGUACUCGACCCCGUCGCCUGUUGAAAACACACCACAGAAUAAUGAGUGUAAAAUGGUAGAACUCAGAGGCGCUAAGGUAGCCUCGUUCACCGUGGACGGCUGCGAGCUCAUCUGCCUUCCCCAGGCUUUCGACCUGUUUCUGAAGCACCUGGUAGGAGGACUGCACACGGUCUACACCAAGCUGAAGAGACUGGAGAUCACGCCGGUAGUGUGCAAUGUUGAGCAGGUCCGCAUUUUGAGGGGACUCGGGGCCAUCCAACCCGGCGUGAACCGGUGCAAACUCAUCUCCAGAAAGGACUUCGAGACGCUUUACAAUGACUGCACAAAUGCGAGCUCAAGACCCGGGAGGCCCCCGAAGAGGACGACGCAGAGUGUUACAUCGCCAGAGAACCCCCACAUAAUGCCACACACCGUCCCCGGCCUAAUGUCUCCCGGAAUGAUUCCCCCCACAGGUCUCACUGCUGCUGCAGCUGCCGCGGCCGCUGCCACCAACGCCGCCAUCGCUGAGGCCAUGAAGGUCAAGAAGAUCAAGCUGGAGGUCAUGAGCAGCUACCACAACAACAACCAGCAUGGCGCCGGCGACUCAGAGAAUGGUGACCUCAGCUCCAGUGUGGGAAGGUGUUAUGCAGACCUGGGGAGAUUGAUGGAUCAACAUUUCCAUCUAUCUGAGAGGUUAUUAGUCAGCACAAUGAGCUCAGGAGGCUUAGAACUUCCAUUCAUGAUGAUGCCCCACCCCCUAAUCCCAGUCAGCCUGCCUCCCGCCUCGGUCACCAUGGCAAUGAGUCAGAUGAACCACCUCAGCACCAUCGCCAAUAUGGCUGCCGCAGCACAGGGACAGAGUCUGCCAUCCAGAAUGGUGACUUCCGUCAUCAAGGAGCGCGUUCCCGAUAGCCCGUCUCCCGCCCCUUCCCUGGAAGACGGCCGGAGACCAGGCAGCCAUCCAUCAUCUCAGCGCAGCAGCAGUGUGUCCAGCUCCCCCGCGCACACCGAGAGCUCCUCAGACAGAAUACCCAUCCACCAGAACGGGCUCUCCAUGAACCAUGCCCUCCUGGGCCUCUCCCCCAGCAUCCUGCCCGGACCCAAGGAGGGAGACGUCGCCCACGACAUGAGCCACGAGUCCAAGAGAAUGCACUUAGAGAAAGAAGAAAACCCCCUGUGCACGCCAACAGCGAGGGACAGCUACGAGAGGCUGUCGCUGGCCAGCCAGGCUCUGCCGCCCGGAUUCCCCUCCCCCUUCCUCUUCCCUGACGGCCUGUCCUCGAUAGAGACUCUGUUGACUAACAUCCAGGGCCUGUUAAAGGUGGCCAUAGAUAACGCACGCGCCCAGGAGAAGCAGGUGCAGCUGGAGAAGACAGAGCUGAAGAUGGAGCUGUUCAGAGAGCGGGAGCUCCGAGAGACUCUGGAGAAACAGCUCGCCAUCGAGCAGAAGAACAGAGCAAUAAUUCAGAAGCGUCUGAAGAAGGAGAAGAAGGCCAAGAGAAAACUGCAGGAAGCCCUGGAGUACGAGUCCAAGCGCCGGGAGCAGGUCGAGCAGACGCUCAAGCAGACGUCACCCUCUGACAGCCUCCGAUCUCUCAACGACUCGCUGACCCAAGAGAUGGAGGCUGACCGCAGUGCUGGCAGAACAGAUGCUGAAAGGACAAUACAAGAUGGAAGACUCUUUUUAAAAACCACAGUGAUGUACUGAUAAGACACUGCAAAGAAGUUGAAGACGCAUGAAGACUCACAUGAAGAUUCUUGCAAGCGUCUUGCCAGGAUUUUAGUCACACAAACUACUGGUCCAGUUACUUGUGUAACCUCCACUGAGGUGUGUCAAAAGCCAGCGAAAAAAAGUUGAAUCAGAGUUUAGAAUUAGGACUUUCUCACAGACAUCAUCAUAAUCUAGUGAUGGAAGCAAGAUUGAAUGGCUCAAGUCUGCAGUACUGAAGGCAAAACAAAUUGAGCACAGUAAAAAAAAAAACAUGUACCUAGGUGUACACUGGUUAUUAUAUUUCCAACAAAUCCACAGCACUGAAGAUUUUUAUACUGUAUUUAAACCAGCGAGAAAGCUUUGAUGAAAAGGAAAAUCUGCUUCAGAGGUUGUUCUCUUUAUUUCUUUCCUUUCCUUUCUUUUUUAUGUAUUUUAAGAAAUUCUUAACAGUCAUAGAUAUUUGCCAAGAUGACAAAAUAGGGUGGAUGCAGCCUCUGGAAAUGUGAAUUUGAAUAUAUGUUGCUCGACAAAAAAACAACUAAUAUUUGAGUUAAAUGUUUUCUAAAUUAGAAGAAGAUACAAUCAAGUUUCCUUUUUACCAUUGUUGUAUAUACCACAAGAGAGGAUAGGUAAAGUCAUUCACUAUGGUGUAUGUAUAUAAAGUCAAAA
Alosa alosa (allis shad) is the source of this 2782-nucleotide messenger RNA. RefSeq names its product dachshund d (gene dachd). The transcript is spliced from 12 exons. Bases 218 to 2110 code for a protein of 630 amino acids. The record is from RefSeq and is a predicted model, not a curated record. NCBI's taxonomy places the organism in Eukaryota, Metazoa, Chordata, Actinopteri, Clupeiformes, Clupeidae.